AUGCGCCGCCGGAGGAACCUGCUGCUAAUAUUCAACAACAGCGCGGUCAUACCGUUCAAGUGGCGCGGCCGGUACCUAUGCUUCUACUGCAGCAAAGACCUGGCCGAGUACACGGAGCUGAGGCGGCACACCACCGCGCACGGGGACUGCUCCAUCGGGGACCAUUCGAUGAAGGUCCUGAAGGGCGGUCAGAACAUGGAGGUCAAGGUGGACGUGUCGGACCUGAGUUGCCGUGCGUGCGGGCUGCCCCAAACGACCCUGGACGCUCUACUGGACCACCUGGGCGCCGCACACCAGCUGCAGUACGACAGGACCGUCGACAUGGCGAUAGAGGAAUACAGACUGGCGGACCUCAAGUGCCUGUCGUGCGAAGCGACAUUUACUUAUUUCGGAUACCUAGUGUCGCACGUGAACAGCACCCACCCGAAGAACUGCCUGAUAUGCGACAGCUGCGACCAGAGGUUCAACAAGAAACGGGACCUGUUCUCGCACAUGAAGAACUACCAUCGCGAAGGCGGUUACACCUGCGAACUGUGCCCGAUGAGCUUCCCCUCCCUAAACGUAUUGAGGAAGCACAAGAGCAACCGCCACAUCACUCGCUGUGAGGUCUGCCAGCUGAGGUUGCCGUCGGCCGCCCUCAAGCAGAAGCACAUGAACAUGGAGCACCCGGAUAACGGAUCGCUGCAGUGCGACAACUGCUCGAAAGAGUUCCACACAAGACAGGGGCUUAGGAUGCACUCGCGAAAGUGCAAAGGCCUCUGCGACGAGCAGGCUGUCGUAAAACGCGAACCGCCAGGCGUGAUGGACCUGGACGACGGUAUCGUCGACACCACACGAAGGCCGAGCGUGAAGCGCAUCCGCGAGAACAUCGUCACCGUGAUCAACAUGUCAACAGCGCUCCCGUUCAACUUCUACAAGAACAAGUUUAACUGCUUCUAUUGCUCUAUGGACUUCGACGAUUCGGACUCGAUGCGCGCCCACACCGUAGCCGAGCACCCCGUGUGCGACGUAAAGCAAAAGUGCAUAAGGAAGUGCCGCGAGUCGGUCGCGUGCGUGAAGAUAGACGUGUCCGAGCUCGCGUGCAAGCUCUGCUCCCGUCCGCUGGACGGGUUCGAUGAGCUGAUCGAUCAUCUGACUUCGGUGCACGGCGCCGACUACGACAGGUCGAUCACGGGCUGCCUGCAGCCGUACCGCCUGUCCGGGGAGCGGGUCCCGUGCCCCCUCUGCCCCGAGCAGUUCCGCUUCUUCGGCACUCUGCUGAAGCACAUGAACUCGGCGCACGCUGGCAACCGGCUGAUAUGCGCGCACUGCGGCCGCGCCUUCGGCCGCGAGCAGAACCUUCGCGUGCACGUGUGGCGGCACCACGCCGCGGGCCGGUUCCGCUGCGCCGCGUGCGCCCUCGACUGUGGCACGCCGUCCGCCCUCUACGCGCACAUGGCCAAGGCGCACGGCGCGCGAACCGCCAAGUGCCCCCAGUGCCCGGAGGCGUUCGCGACGCAGCACUCGCGCCAGAGGCACCUUAUAGACGCGCACGGCUCGGGCCACAGGUGCGCCCACUGCGGGAAGCUGUUCACGCGCGCCUCGUUCGCCCGCGACCACGCGCUCCGCACGCAUCUGAAGGUGAGGGACGCCGUUUGCGCGGUGUGCGGCGCGCGCUUCUUCAACGGCGCGCUGCUGCGGCGCCACAUGCGGCGGCACGGCGGCGCGGGGGAGCCGGGAUCGGGGGACGGAGGGGGUGGGUUCGGGUGCGCGGUGUGCGGGGAGAGGUUCCGGUGGCGGCGAGGGCUGAGGGCGCACGCGACGGGGCACUGUUCGGCGCCCGCUGGAGCGGUUGCGGUGGGGGUG
Iphiclides podalirius (scarce swallowtail) is the source of this 1845-nucleotide messenger RNA. NCBI's taxonomy places the organism in Eukaryota, Metazoa, Arthropoda, Insecta, Lepidoptera, Papilionidae. The record is from the annotation of a GenBank genome assembly.